AAAGCCACAUGCUCUUUUCCACGAGUUGUGUGCAGAGGCUCACAUACACUGACACACACAUACACAGGAAGGAGUCGAGAAAGAGAGACAUAUAUACACACACACACACACACACAGACUGAGGUAGUUGUUUUGCGAAGAGCAGGUGUCCUCCUCCACAAACCUUCAGCACUGCUCCUGCCUAUCUUGAUCAAACUGUGGACUUCCAAGUGGAGGGAAGGAGGGAAAGAAGGAGGACAGGAGAAAGACUAACCACUCCAAGGAGGAGGAGAGGAAGAAUGGGAUAGAGACAGAGAACAACAAUCUCACUGUUCAGAACAUGGACCGAGGCUAGAAAGAGAGGAACAGGAAAAAGGGAGGGAUACAGAGAGAGAUGUGGCCAGGCAUGGGGAGAGACAGACUGACUAGAGGACUGGUUCUGCGCCUGUGUCUUCUCCUCACCGCUCUCUGUGUCUGUGUUCACAUUUACCUGGAGCUGGGGAGCAGGAGGGGGGCACCUUCGCACCUCAUUUUAGGAUGUCCCACACAGACCAACCAGGUGCUAACAGACAAGGGUGCGAGGACACGGGGGACAAAGGACCCCAUGGAGCCCAACUUCGGGACUGAGGACAGAGCCAUGAAGAGAAUGGUGUCCCACGUACGCACGCUGAAGAAUGACUCUGUAGCAGGGAAGACAGGGGGAGGGGACAACCCCUCCACGUGCUGCCCACCUUUGCGACCAAAGAGAAAGUCUCCCAGGUGGCAUAUAGAGCUCGAGCCGUGGGCCAGUGACAACCACUCCCUGGAGGAGGAAGCUAGGAGGUUCCUUCACUACAUCACUACACCACAGGUGUCUUGUGCCCCCCCUUCCCCAGAGGGCCCCUUGGCACUAGAGGGUCAGGAAGGGCCAAAGGGGCCCUGGGCAGUGUGUCUGGACAGCAGGUACAGCCUGGCACAACGGAUACACACCAAACACUGCCGGGUCUACUCUAUGGGGUUGGGUGUGGAGGAUAAAACCCUGGAGCGCUCUCUGGCCAGGGUGGGCUGUGAGGUACACUGUUUUGACCCUAGCCUAAAGCAGGCCCACCUGCAGGAGUCAGACAUGUGGCUCCAUCGUCUCUCCGUGGACUGGAGGGACCCCAACCCAGCCAUCCCCGCCCAGAGACAGCACGGCAACACCAAGAAACUGGCCACCAUCCUCAACGAUUUUGGACACAGACAGGUGGAUGUUCUGAAGGUAGACAUGGAGAGUGCGGAGUGGAAGAUUCUGGAGAACCUGGUUCUAGAAGGGGUUCUGAGCUCAGUGGGUCAGUUACUACUAGAAGUCCACCUCCACUGGGCAGGGUUUGAGGUGGAUGGGGACGACCCAUCCGUGGUGCGCUAUUGGUUCAGCCUGCUGAAGGAGCUGGAGCGAGCUCACUUCCGCCUCUUCCGUUACCACAACGACCCAGCCAAACCCCGCCUUUUCCUGCACAGGAACUUUCUGAACUCCAGCAGUGCCUAUACACUGGGCUGGGUCAACAAUGAGUGGAGGCCUUGAGAGCACUGACUGACAGGCCUCUGGCCAAUGAGAAGGGGAGACUGUGAAAUGUAGUCCAGCUACGAUGGGAAAGAAGGAGUCGUCAAUCCCAUGGGAUGUUUGCCUUUGGAUUUUUACAGUGAGCUCCAAAAGUAUUGGGACAGUGAUAAUUGUGUUGCUGUUUUGGCUCUUGUAAUGUCAGCCAGACUAUCCAUAAUCAUGGUGGCAUCCACAUUAAUAUAGAAGUGUUAAGAAACAUAUAUUCUUAAUUACAAUAAAAGUACUUCAAAAUGACACCAUUCAUUACUUACCAUUAAUUUUUAUUGGGUAUAAAAUUAUCUUAAACACAACCAAAACAAACAGCAAAUGCAUCAAACACGUUUGUAAAGUCACAAGCUUGAUGUAACCAUUACAUGCUAGGAAUGUGGUGUCAAUAACUAAACUUUAAAUAUAUUUAUUUGAUUUCGUUCUCCCCAAUUGGUAGUUACAGUCUUAUCCCAUCGCUGCAACUCCCGUACGGACUCAGAAGGGGCGUGCAUCUCAAAACCCCGCCAAGCUGCACUGCUUCUUGACACAAUGCUCGCUUAACCCGGGAAGCCAGCCGCACCAAUGUGUCAAUGGAAACAAUGUACACCUGGCGACCAUGUCAGCAAGCAUUGCACCUGGUCCGCCACAGGAGUCGCUAGGCCAACCCGGCCGGCUAAACACUCCCCUAACCCGCACGAUGCUGGGUAAAUUGUGCGCCGCCUCAUGGGUUUCCUGGUUGCUGCUGGCUGAGACUGCCUAGGAUCAAACCAGGAUCUGUAGUGAAGCAGCGAUCUUAGACCGCCGCGGAACUCGGGGGGCAUCAAAUACUAAACUUUUAACUACUAUAAUUAACAUAUAAGUGGAUUUGUCCCAAUACUUUUGGUAUUGGGACAUCCAACACGUUUGUUGGAUGUGAUUUCUAAACGGUUCACAUGUGAUAUGGAUGAAAAUACCCUCAAACGUACAGUGGGGCAAAAAAGUAUUUAGUCAGCCACCAAUUGUGUAAGUUCUCCCACUUAAAAAGACGAGGCCUGUAAUUUUCAUCAUAGGUACACUUCAAUUAUGACAGACAAAAUGAGAAAAAAAAAAUCCAGAAAAUCACAUGGUAGGAUUUUUAAUGAAUUGAUUUGCAAAUUAUGGUGGAAAAUAAGUAUUUGGUCACCUACAAACAAGCAAGAUUUCUGGCUCUCACAGACCUGUAACUUCUUCUUUAAGAGGCUCCUCUGUCCUCCACUCGUUAGCUGUAUUAAAUGGCACCUGUUUGAACUUGUUAUCAGUAUAAAAGACACCUGUCCACAACCUCAAACAGUCACACUCCAAACUCCACUAUGGCCAAGACCAAAGAGCUGUUAAAGGGCACCAGAAACAAAAUUGUAGACCUGCACCAGGCUGGGAAGACUGAAUCUGCAAUAGGUAAGCAGCUUGGUUUGAAGAAAUCAACUGUGGGAACAAUUAUUAGGAAAUGGAAGACAUACAAGACCACUGAUAAUCUCCCUCGAUCUGGGGCUCCAAGCAAGAUCUCACCCCGUGGGGUCAAAAUGAUCACAAGAACGGUGAGCAAAAAUCCCAGAACCACAAGGGGGGACAUAGAAAAUGACCUGCAGAGAGCUGGGACCAAAGUAACAAAGUAAACCAUCAGUAACACACUACGCCGCUAGGGACUCAAAUCUUGCAGUGCCAGACGUGUCCCCCUGCUUAAGCCAGUACAUGUCCAGGCCCGUCUGAAGUUUGCUAGAGAGCAUUUGGAUGAUCCAGAAGAAGAUUGGGAGAAUGUCAUAUGGUCAGAUGAAACCAAAAUAUAACUUUUUGGUAAAAACUCAACUCGUCGUGUUUGGAGGACAAAGAAUGCUGAGUUGCAUCCAAAGAACGCCAUAUCUACUGUGAAGCAUGGGGGUGGAAACAUCAUGCUUUGGGGCUGUUUUUCUGCAAAGGGACCAGGACGACUGAUCCAUGUAAAGGAAAGAAUGAAUGGGGCCAUGUAUCGUGAGAUUUUGAGUGAAAACCUCCUUCCAUCAGCAAGGGCAUUGAAGAUGAAACGUGGUUGGGUCUUUCAGCAUGACAAUGAUCCCAAACACACUGCCCGGGCAACGAAGGAGUGGCUUCGUAAGAAGCAUUUCAAGGUCCUGGAGUGGCCUAGCCAGUCUCCAGAUCUCAACCCCAUAGAAAAUCUUUGGAGGGAGUUGAAAGUCCGUGUUGCUCUAGAGGAGAUGCAUGGAGGAAUGGGCCAAAAUACCAGCAACAGCGUGUGAAAACCUUGUGAAGCCUUACAGAAAACGUUUGACCUCUGUCAUUGCCAACAAAGGGUAUAUAACAAAUUAUUGAGAUAAACUUUUGUUAUUGACCAAAUACUUAUUUUCCACCAUAAUUUGCAAAUAAAUUCAUUAUUAUGCACAAUUUGUGGCUGACUAAAUACUUUUUUGCCCCACUGUAAGUCACUGUCCCAAUACUUUUACGGAGGUUUAUGGAAAGUUUUGUGAGCUCUACUCCUCCUAUCAAGCUCCUAUCAUUUCAACAAUGUUGAAUCACCACUCCCUGUUCCCUUCCCUGAUAUGACCUUAGACAUUGUGAGGUAAUUGCCUCGUGGCCUUGAGGUCCGUCCAUCGGUCAGAGCUGCUUCAAAGUGGCUGUGUUCUGUCUGGCUGGAGGUCAUGGCCUUAUCUGGGCUUGGACCUGAGCCAAACCGUCCCGAACAGACCGAGAUAUCCACUCUCUCCUGGAGAAUUUCUAUUCAAAAAGGCACAGGCAAGACCACAGCCCAAACUAUACUGAAGAAAAAUAUAAAUGCAACACUUUUUUUUUACUGUGUUACAGAUGUAAACCAGUCAAUUGAAAUAAAUAUAUUAGGCCCUAA
This is a messenger RNA of Oncorhynchus nerka (sockeye salmon), 4376 nucleotides long. Its product is annotated as probable methyltransferase-like protein 24. The transcript is spliced from 5 exons. Lineage: Eukaryota; Metazoa; Chordata; Actinopteri; Salmoniformes; Salmonidae. The record is from RefSeq and is a predicted model, not a curated record. Bases 374 to 1519 code for a protein of 381 amino acids.